Anopheles funestus (African malaria mosquito) is the source of this 2338-nucleotide messenger RNA. Its product is annotated as (Lyso)-N-acylphosphatidylethanolamine lipase-like. The record is from RefSeq and is a predicted model, not a curated record. NCBI's taxonomy places the organism in Eukaryota, Metazoa, Arthropoda, Insecta, Diptera, Culicidae. The transcript has 6 exons. Gene Ontology annotation, cellular component: lipid droplet. Bases 494 to 1600 code for a protein of 368 amino acids.
GACGAUCCGUCAGACACGGCACGGAUUAACAAUUAGGCCCAUCGGGUUCGUCUGCGGGGAAAGAAACGCGGUGCAGCGCGGUAACGAGCCGAACGGCAAAUUAUCUCAUUCUCGUUCGCCAUUACUUCCAUUGCAGGCCAUCGCAUCGUAUCACCUUCAACCGGUGUGUAGCUAUGCUGAUCCGACGAAGAAGGGCAACAGCAUAGAACAGCAUUUGGUUGGUCGCGUACGGGUGUUGUUCGUCGCGUUUGCUUGUCGCAAAGUGUUGUAUAGAAAAAUUAACGCACAAAAAGUCGCCCAAUGCGAUAAGCAACGCUGUGGUAGUGCUCGCGCGCGCUGCUUCGUAUCAGUAUUUCGUCGGUAGUUUAGCAGUGAAAAGCGAAACAUUUGGUGUGCUGUUGGUGCAUUAUUUUCUGGUUAGGCAGAGCGAGUUUCAGAAUAUUUUUUGACAAUAGUAGCAACAGCAGCAGCUGCGUGUUUUGCAAAGAGAACCAUGACGCGAACAAGAAAAGUACCAUCGAAAUCAUACGAAGCAUGCGAGGACAAGCGUUCGGAGCAGAGACUGUUGCACAAAUGGACCCGCUACUCCAGUGCCAAACUCGAAGAAGUGGAGGAAACGCUACUGUCAGCCCUUCGAAAACCCUUUGAAAGUAUCUUCGUGGAAGUAGGUCAAUGUGUCGGGACGAACGAUAAGAUACGGACGGUGGCACUGAACCGAGAGUCGGAAAAUAUUCCCGUCCUGUUGCUGCACGGUCUCGGGGCAGGUGUUGGACUGUGGGUACUAAAUCUUGACGCGAUUGCAGAACAUCGGCCUAUGUACGCCAUCGAUAUACUGGGCUUUGGGCGAAGCUCGCACCCGAAGUAUGAUGCGGAUCCGAUCGCGGCGGAACGACAAUUUGUGUCAUCGAUCGAAGCUUGGCGGGUAGCGAUGGGUUUGGAGCGUAUGUACAUCCUGGGACAUUCGAUGGGCGGUUAUCUGGCCUGCAGUUACGCCAUUACGCAUCCACAACGAGUGGCCGGAUUGAUUUUAGCUGAUCCAUGGGGCUUCAUGGAGACACCACCGAGAAUUAAGCGAAAGUACUGGAUAAGAAUCCUGUAUCGAACGGCACGGAAGAUGAAUUUUUACCCACUGACGGUCGUACGUAUGGCCGGUCCAACUGCGGCUUGGCUUUUGAGCCGUCGGCGGACAGAUAUUACAUCACGGUUCGAAGGAAUCGUUCCAGACGAACGGGUUGUGGCCGACUAUCUUCAUCUGGUCAAUGCUCAGAAACCAUCUGGUGAAAGUGGUUUCUGUGCGAUACAGAAAAACUUCGGCUGGCCUAUCAACCCGAUGUUGAAGCGAAUCGACCAAAUCGAUCCCACCAUACCCAUGACAUUCAUUUACGGAUCCGAAUCUUGGAUCGACUUUGAAGCAGGAGAAGUGACGAAGGAAAAGCGCGCGGGCUGUUUCGUGCAAGUUAAGAUAAUCGAUAAUGCUAGUCAUCAUCUGUAUGCGGACUUCCCGGAUAUAUUUAACCAGCAUGUCAAUGACGCUUGCUUCACGUACGACAAACGUAUCAACGCACAAAGCAAAGUGACCGAGCUUGUGGCGGAGGAAUGAAUGCAUCUUCCCCCAUCUCCCUUCCCGCCCGUGGGUUUCCAAGCCUGUAGAUUUGUAGAGCGACGAAUAUGCCAUCAUUGAAAAAAAUGCCUCGAAAUAAUGUACCUUUCUACUGCCAGCUAACGCAACGGAUAGCUGGAGCACUGCACACACUAAUAGAGCGAUAGUUAUCCUACGAAACCACCCAGGUGAAACACGGCAGCUGGUAUCCGUGCGCCCGCCAUAAAGCAAAUGCUCUCCUAUUGUAUACUCCGCGUGUUUACGCAGAAACAGUAUUUUUUUCUAAUAGAACGAGUGCGAUGAAGUAGCGACAACGGUGAAGCCAACAAAUACUAGCGCCUCCAUCUGUGUUUUGUUUUGCAAAUUAACAGAAGCAACAAAAAAAAACAGGACAAAACGGCACAGAAUAUUUUAUAAGCCACGCUUCCAUAAUGUCAGGCUUUUAUUCCAGUGUUUUAGAAGCGAGAACCCGCGAUAAACGUUACAACAAAGUGUAGGUGAACAUCGGAUUCAUCCCAGAUGAAGUGAUAACAUUAGUGAAACGUUGUUUUAGUACAAUCUUCGGAAGAGAAUGCAUUUUAUAUUGUCUCUGCACAGCAGUAGUUUUUUGUUACCAUAUGGCGUGUGUAAGUUUGUGUUUUUGUUUUUUAUGAACUAGAUUUUACCUACGGUUUGAGCGUAACGAUUAGCGUCUAACAAACGGAAAAAUAAAAUUUGGCCAACAUCAGUAUACCGAAA